AUGACUGGCACAAAGAAAGAAAGAAGAUUGAUCACAGCAGCACUGCCGUAUGUCAACAAUCUGCCGCACUUGGGGAAUGUCGUGGGCGCUCUGCUGAGUGCUGAUGUGUUUGCCAGAUACUCCAGAAUGAGAGGCAUUGAAACAGUCUAUGUGUGCGGGACUGACGAGUACGGGACUGCUUCCGAGGUAUCAGCAGAUAAGGCUGGAAAAACGCCAGCCGAGCUCUGCAAAGAAAACAGCCAAAAGCACAAGGAGGUGUACAACUGGUUCCAGAUAGAGUGCGACAGCUUUGGAAGAACGUCCUGCGAAAGACACAAAGAGAUCACACAGCAGCUCUUUUUGGAGAUGUGGAAUAACGGAAACUUUAGCGAAAAAACAGAGCUAAGGUUCUUCUGCGAAAAGUGCAAUAUGUUCCUAGCCGACAGGUAUGUGAAUGGAACAUGCGCGCUCUGCCACUCAAACCAGGCAAGAGGAGACCAGUGCGACAGCUGCGGGUCAAUACUCGCCUCUGAUGAGAUAAUAAACCCCUUUUGCUCGACGUGUUCUGAGCCUCCCGUGAAGAAAGAGACAAAGCAUCUGUUCUACAACUUGGACACGUUCCAGGACAAAAUACACGAACUGAUGGACAAGAAUGCCGGUGCAUGGACACCUGCAGCCAAGCAGAUAGCUCUCGAGUGGAAGUCAAAGGAGCUGCAGCCGAGGUGCAUCACAAGAGAUCUGAAACACAAAUGGGGUGUUCCUGUGCCCCUGGAAGAGUACGAGGGGAAAGUGCUUUAUGUGUGGUUUGAUGCGCCCAUAGGAUACAUUACCUUCACCGAUGAGAUAGGAAAAAUAGACUGGUGGAAAGACAGCUCUGUGGAUCUGUACCAGUUCAUGGGCAAAGACAAUGUCUUCUUCCACAGCGUGUUCUUCCCCGGGCUUUUGCUGGGAUGCAACUCGAUCAUGAAGUAUCCUAAGCUCAUUUCUUCCACGCACUACCUUAUGUACGAAGGAGGAAAGUUCAGCAAGUCUCAGAACGUGGGAAUAUUUGGACACAACCUGCUAAAUGACGCAAUAGGCCCUGCAGGCAUUUGGAGGUUCCAUCUGAUGAGAAACAGGCCGGAGACAGGAGACACAAACUUCUCCUGGGUGGAGUUCCAUGAGUCCCUCAACUCCAUCCUCAUUAACACAAUAGGGAACUUCUGCAACAGAGUGCUUUCGUACAUCGAUAAAAAAUUGAGCAGAAAAUUACUGAAGACCACGCUCCCGCAGGAGAUAAAGGAAACACUCAACGAAGCACUGCAGAAGUAUAUCGUGUGCAUGGAGGCAACAGAGAUACGGCAGGCCAUACAGUGCAUCAUCGCAGUUGCAAAUAUCGGAAACGGAUACAUCCAGAAAGGAUUUGCAGAUAAACUCGCGCCCAGUGAGCUGGGAAGUGUCAUGUCUCAGUCUGUGAACAUCCUCCAUCUGAUGGGCCAGAUGCUGUACCCCAUCACACCCGAGGAGGCAACGAAACUAAAAAACAUGCUGGGAGUAGAGGGAGAGAUGAAGCUGCAAGAGAGCUUCGCCGAAGAGAUAGAGGAGGGACGCGUGAUAGGACAGCCAGCCCUUCUCUUCAAGCCCCUUACAAAUGAUCAAAUCUCGCAGGUAGAGAAGUUCUGCAUUCACAAGUGUCCAUUUGUUAAAAAAUAG
Molecule: messenger RNA, 1671 nt
Organism: Nematocida minor
Lineage: Eukaryota; Fungi; Microsporidia
Product: methionyl-tRNA synthetase
Exons: 1
Coding region: 1-1671 (556 amino acids)
Biological process (GO): methionyl-tRNA aminoacylation
Cellular component (GO): cytosol; aminoacyl-tRNA synthetase multienzyme complex
Molecular function (GO): methionine-tRNA ligase activity; ATP binding
Source: RefSeq, a predicted model, not a curated record